Messenger RNA from Epinephelus lanceolatus (giant grouper), 3019 nucleotides. Its product is annotated as sodium bicarbonate cotransporter 3-like. NCBI's taxonomy places the organism in Eukaryota, Metazoa, Chordata, Actinopteri, Perciformes, Serranidae. The record is from RefSeq and is a predicted model, not a curated record. Gene Ontology annotation, molecular function: sodium:bicarbonate symporter activity; solute:inorganic anion antiporter activity; monoatomic anion transmembrane transporter activity. Gene Ontology annotation, cellular component: plasma membrane; basolateral plasma membrane; apical plasma membrane. Gene Ontology annotation, biological process: transmembrane transport; regulation of intracellular pH; monoatomic anion transport.
CUCGUUCCAGGUUUCUCUUCCUCCUGCUCGGUCCGUUUGGAAAAGGUGCGCAGUACCACGAGAUCGGACGCUCCAUCGCCACUCUGAUGACAGACGAGAUCUUCCACGAUGUUGCCUACAAGGCGAAGGACAGGACCGACCUGCUCUCAGGGAUCGAUGAGUUCCUGGAUCAGGUCACCGUGCUCCCUCCAGGCGAGUGGGACCCCACCAUCCGCAUCGAACCCCCAAAGAGCGUCCCGUCUCAGGAGAAGAGGAAGAUGCCGUCGGCCCCGAACGGCUCUGCUCACGGCUAUGACCUCUUCAAGGAGGCGGAGCAUGACACAGGACCAGAGCUGCAGAGGACAGGGAGGAUCUUUGGAGGUUUGGUGAACGACAUUCGGAGGAAAGCGCCCUUCCUGUGGAGUGACAUCAGAGACGCCCUCAGCCUGCAGUGUUUGGCGUCCGUCCUCUUCCUCUACUGUGCCUGCAUGUCGCCCGUCAUCACGUUCGGAGGUCUGCUGGGAGAAGCCACCAAAGGAAACAUAAGUGCCAUAGAGUCUCUGUUCGGGGCGUCUCUGACAGGCGUGGCCUACUCCAUGUUUGCCGGUCAGCCUCUCACCAUCCUGGGCAGCACCGGUCCGGUUCUAGUCUUUGAGAAGAUCCUCUUCAAGUUCUGCAGUAACUAUGGUCUGUCCUACCUGUCGCUGCGGACCAGUAUAGGACUCUGGACCGCCUUCCUCUGCCUGUUGCUGGUCGCCACCGACGCCAGCUCUCUGGUCUGCUACAUCACCCGCUUCACCGAGGAGGCCUUCGCCGCCCUCAUCUGUAUCAUCUUCAUCUACGAGGCUCUGGAGAAGCUGGUCCACCUCGGGGAGCUCUACCCCAUCAACAUGCACAACCAGCUGGACGACCUCACCUUCUACACGUGUCAGUGUUCUCCGCCUGCCAACGCCUCAGCUGACAUCCAGGAUAUCUGGAGCAAGAAAAAUUUGACUGCAGAAAGCAUCCAUUGGGAAAAUCUGACUGUGAAGGGCUGUCUGGAACUUCACGGGGAGUUUGUCGGCUCUGCCUGUGGCCACGAUGGUCCCUACGUCCCCGACGUCCUCUUCUGGUCCGUCAUCCUCUUCUUCACCACCUUCUUCCUCUCCUCCUUCCUCAAACAGUUUAAGACCAAGAGAUACUUCCCCACCAAGGUUCGAUCGACCAUCAGUGACUUCGCUGUCUUUCUGACCAUCAUGAUCAUGGUGUUGGUGGAUUAUCUGGUGGGAGUUCCUACACCCAAACUCGACGUACCCGACCGCUUCGAGCCCACGUCAAACACUCGAGGGUGGCUGAUCUCCCCGCUGGGAACAAACCCCUGGUGGACAAUGCUGGCCGCUGCUGUCCCUGCUCUGCUCUGCACCAUCCUCAUCUUCAUGGACCAGCAGAUCACCGCUGUCAUCGUCAACAGGAAAGAGAACAAACUCAAGAAAGGCUGUGGCUAUCACCUGGACCUGCUGGUGGUGGCGCUAAUGCUGGGCAUCUGCUCCAUCAUGGGCCUGCCGUGGUUCGUGGCAGCGACCGUGCUCUCCAUCUCCCACGUCAACAGUCUGAAGCUGGAGUCGGAGUGCGCGGCGCCAGGCGAGCAGCCAAAGUUUCUGGGCAUCAGAGAGCAGAGAGUCACCGGCUUCAUGAUCUUUGUCCUGAUGGGCUGCUCUGUCUUCAUGACCUCCAUCCUCAAGUUCAUCCCGAUGCCGGUCCUGUACGGAGUCUUCCUCUACAUGGGUGUGUCCUCACUCAAAGGCAUUCAGCUGUUCGACCGCAUCAAACUGUUCGGCAUGCCGGCCAAACACCAGCCGGACCUGAUCUACCUGCGCUACGUCCCCCUGUGGAAGGUCCACGUCUUCACUGUGGUGCAGCUGACCUGCCUCAUCGUCCUCUGGGCCAUCAAGGCCUCGGCCGCCGCCGUCGUCUUCCCCAUGAUGGUUCUGGCUCUGGUGUUCAUCCGCAAGCUUCUGGAUUUCUGCUUCACCAAGCGAGAGCUGAGCUGGUUGGACGACCUGAUUCCAGAGAGCAAGAAGAAGAAGGAAGACGAUAAGAAGAAGAAGGAGAAGGAGGAUGCUCAGCGAAUGCUGGAUGAAGCGGAGGACGAUCAGCCAUACGACCAAGGAAUUGACUUUACAGUAAAAAACCUGAAAAAACUCGUGGACCCAUCCGAGGUGAACAUCUCAGAUGAAAUGGCAAAAAGCGGCAUUUGGAAAUCAGUUUCUAAAACCUCUGAGAGCAGCAAAUCUCUGAAACGCUGCAACAGCCACGACAAGCUGUCGACCAUCCAGAUAAGGGUGGAGAAGGAGGACGGUCGCAAUGCCGUGGACGCUGAGACUUCAUUAUGAUCCACCGCCGCUCCCCACCACCAGGCGGCACCGUUGGAAGAUGAGGUUACUGAUGGGAUACCGUAGCCCUCUCUGAACUGAGGUGAAAGGUCAUGGGACGGCCAAUCAGGCUUCACCUCGCCGUGCCGUACUUCUCGUGCUGUGUGUUCUCAGGCGAAGGUGAACGUUUAAUUUUCUCAUCGUUUUAUGGUGAAACAUAAAGACUCCGCCACUGGGAGCCAAUCUGGCCGCCACUUUUGGAAACAUCUUCCUCAGGUUUCUUUGGUUGAUUUUUUACACAGGCGGUCGGCUGCUGCGCUGUGAUUGGCUGCUGAAUUAACACACACAGACUCAGUUGAAGGCCUGAUUUUUUUUUUUUUUCCAGACUGAUGAGUUUAAUUAUGGUUAUGGUUUUAAAUUUUCUGUUUCUGCUUUGAUGAAGCAGACGGAGCGGUUCACCUCCAACAGGUUUUUAUUUAAUCCGUCAUGCUGAUUUAAGUUUUAUAUAUGUGUGUGUGUGUAUGAGUGAGUUUCUAUGUAUAUGUAUGCGAGUGUGUGAGCGUGUGUGUGCAUGGUCACUGUUGUGCCUCACCUUGUUGCCUGCAGUGGCCGACUGGAUGAUGUCACAGCCGCUGUCGUCAUUGUUUCUUCUUAAAGUUUAAAUAAAAUCAAUUUGGUGACAACGAUCA